Cheilinus undulatus (humphead wrasse) is the source of this 1473-nucleotide messenger RNA. It is a transcript of the gene tuba5, whose product is annotated as tubulin alpha 5. The coding region runs from base 87 to 1442 and encodes 451 amino acids. The transcript is spliced from 5 exons. Gene Ontology annotation, molecular function: structural constituent of cytoskeleton; GTP binding. NCBI's taxonomy places the organism in Eukaryota, Metazoa, Chordata, Actinopteri, Labriformes, Labridae. The record is from RefSeq and is a predicted model, not a curated record. Gene Ontology annotation, biological process: mitotic cell cycle; microtubule cytoskeleton organization. Gene Ontology annotation, cellular component: cytoplasm; microtubule.
GGAACGUCUAUCAGAGGAGUGUGGAGCCUCGCUGACAGAUCAACUGAAAAUCCUUCAUCAAAACCAACUUGAACAUCUGAAUCAACAUGAGAGAGUGCAUCUCCAUCCACGUGGGCCAGGCAGGUGUGCAGACAGGAAAUGCAUGCUGGGAGCUCUUCUGCCUGGAGCACGGCGUCGGGCCUGAUGGCGUCUUCCUGGAGAAUCAAACAGAACCGAACAGUCGUGAAGACCCUUUCAACACAUUCUUCAACACUGGCAGUUCUGGGCGCCAUGUUCCCAGAGCCAUUUAUGUAGACCUGGAGCCCACGGUGGUCGAUGAGGUGAGGGUUGGGAGGUACAGAGAGCUUUUUCAUCCUGAGCAGCUGAUCUCUGGGAAGGAGGAUGCAGCCAACAACUACGCCCGUGGUCAUUACACUGUGGGGAAAGAUAUCAUUGAUGGCGUCAUGGAGCGGAUUCGUAAAAUGACGGACCAGUGCACCGGCCUGCAGGGUUUCCUCGUCUUCCACAGCUUCGGAGGAGGAACCGGCUCAGGCUUCACCUCUCUGCUCAUGGAGCGCCUGUCUGUUGAUUAUGGGAAGAAGUCAAAGCUGGAGUUUGCUGUCUACCCAGCCCCACAGGUGUCCACAGCUGUGGUUGAGCCCUACAACGCCAUCCUGACAACCCACACCACCUUAGAGCACUCCGACUGUGCCUUCAUGGUGGACAACGAGGCCAUCUACGACAUCUGUCGCCGCAACAUGGACAUCGAGAGUCCUGGUUACAUCAACCUUAACAGACUGAUCGGUCAGAUUGUUUCCUCAAUCACUGCAUCACUUCGCUUUGAUGGUGCCUUGAAUGUGGAUCUCAUGGAGUUCCAGACCAACCUGGUCCCAUUUCCACGUAUCCACUUCCCUCUGGUCACCUAUGCACCCAUCAUUUCUGCGGAGAAGGCGUACCAUGAGCAGCUGACUGUGGCAGAGAUCACCAGCGCCUGCUUUGAGCCAACCAAUCAGAUGGUCAAGUGUGAUCCUCGCCACGGCAAAUACAUGGCGUGCUGCAUGCUGUAUCGAGGUGAUGUUGUCCCGAAGGACGUCAACGCUGCCAUCGCAAACAUAAAGACCAGGCGCUCUAUUCAGUUCGUCGACUGGUGCCCCACUGGAUUCAAGGUUGGCAUAAAUUACCAACCCCCCACUGCAGUCCCUGGUGGAGACCUGGCCAAAGUUCAAAGAGCCGUGUGCAUGCUGAGCAACACCACUGCCAUCGCCGAGGCCUGGUCUCGUCUGGACCACAAGUUUGAUCUCAUGUAUGCCAAGCGAGCGUUCGUCCACUGGUACGUGGGUGAGGGCAUGGAGGAGGGAGAGUUUGCAGAGGCCAGAGAGGACCUGGCCUGUCUGGAGAAGGAUUACGAAGAGUUGGGCUGUGCAAGCUACGACUCUGAGGACGAUGACGGGCAAGAGUACUGAACCUCUGGGCCAAAUGCUGCACUGCUAUGAU